This is a messenger RNA of Actinia tenebrosa (Australian red waratah sea anemone), 7600 nucleotides long. RefSeq lists its product as uncharacterized. NCBI's taxonomy places the organism in Eukaryota, Metazoa, Cnidaria, Anthozoa, Actiniaria, Actiniidae. Gene Ontology annotation, cellular component: membrane. The record is from RefSeq and is a predicted model, not a curated record. Gene Ontology annotation, molecular function: scavenger receptor activity.
UUGAAAAAUAAUUGAAUAUUCAGCAAAAACAACGAGUGAGUCCAAAGGAUUUAAGUAGCCUCGUGCAAAUAACGUGUUAGUAUUGGCACUCUGGUUCAAAUUUUCAUUGGUCCUUCACACGAAUCCCAAAUGUUCUACAAGAACUGGCCUCCAGUCGAUGUACUUCUUUCCAUUUGGUCUUUAUGAAUGCCAUUCGUGGUGUCGCAUUUGUUUUUAUACUUAAGAUUUUGGUUCCGGUGAAAAUCUUAUCGUCUCCUAAUAAUAAUUGCCUAAAUAGGCUAGCAGCUUUUCCUAAACCAGACUUUAACACAAGCUUCACGUUACGCUCUCAACAAGGUUUGAAGUCAUUCAAAGAGAUUCACCAUGGCUUAGGAAAAGAACCUUUUUACGUGCGUGUUUAUGCACAACCAAAAACAGGAGCAAAUCAGGGCUUUUGUUUUAAUGGAAUCGGGGUUAACCAAGUUGACUCAAGUCACACUUCAUAUGGAGGACUUAUCUACGCUUAUAAUUCAGAGUACAUUCGCGUAUGGGCUCCUAGUCAGCCUARUGGACAUAUUAUUUUUAUCAAGGAUGGCUGGGGAGGGGGACUAUAUUCUCAACAAUCAGACGAAGCAUUAGUCGUGGUUGAAAUCUGGGCCUCUGGUCCCGACCCAAAUUUUCAGAUUGAUACGGUUAUAGGGAAUGGUACGAAGAAGGGAAGCUUUGGAGAAGUGGAUCAUCAAUUACGCCAAAUUCCUGACAGAGUGUUGGUCCGAGUAUCGCCUGAAAAUACUGUCAACAGURAAGACAAUCCUAAUGGAGGGUAUUGGUUUCAUGCUGUCAGCUUCUCACAAAAUUCGAAUCCUAAUGACAGCUAUGGAGGGGUCAUAUUUGCUUAUAAUGAACGAAUUAUACGUCUGUGGACACCAGACAUUGGUAUUAAGAAUACUGGGUGUAUUUUGAUUGACAGGGGGUGGGGCGGUGGAGCAUACAGUCAGCGAGAGACAAGAUGUCGCAUCCAUGUCAAGAUUUGGGUCAAUAUGCUUCCAGUACCCUCAUUUCAAACAGACUGGUUUAAUUUCAAGGCUCAGAGAGGGUCUAGUUCAUUUAAAGAAAUUCAUCACAAUUUGAACAGAUUACCAGAAUUUGUGAUAGUCCAAGCCCAAGCCCUUAGGGGGAUGAAUAACCUCUUUACGUUUGAAGGGCAAGGAUCAGUACAAUCAGACGACAACAGUAAUAAUGGUUAUGGAGGCAUAACAUUUGCAUAUAAUAAUAAUUAUGUCCGUCUUUGGGCACCAAGUCAAAAUGAUAACUCCAAAAAGGGUUAUGCAUUACUGAUAAAUAAAGGAUGGGGUGACAAUAGAUUUCUCCAAGAAGGGGCAAUCGAAGUACAAGUUAGAGUACUGGUAUAUGGCAGCAAGUGUGUACCAACAGUUGAAACUGCAUUCACUAAUAAUACUUGUAUACAGACCAACCAUGAGGCAUACUUCUGGCUAACAUCCUCAUGGUCUAAGUGUUCAAGCAUAUGUAAUCAAGGUCAAAAACAACGUCACAGCACAGGUUGUCAAGUGGCUUCCAAGAAACUUAUACCUGAAGGAUCUUGUGACUUUGAACAAGGCAUGUGUGGAUGGAAGGCAACUUCAUUAACGAAAAUACAGAUGAGCUGGAAAAGAACAAAUGGAGCUACAAAUAAACCGAGUAGUGGCCCAAUGUGGGGAUAUCCACGAGGAUCAUAUUAUGUAUACACCAACUCUGAUGGAGUAGUACCAGCUGGAAAAGGUUCAUUGGACAGUCCUCCUAUACCAGGGCCCAGUAGAUGUCACCUCAGUUUUUAUUGGAGCAUGUAUGGGGCUGAUAUAGGAGACCUUUCUGUAGAAGUGAGCACUGACUGGGGUGAAUGGAAGGACACUGGAUGGAAAAUGUCAGACAACCAGGGUCCAAUCUUUUGGAGAUCAGCUUACAUUGACCUGGAGCAAUACAAUAAAGUAUAUGGYAUCCGCUUCCUUCAUAUACUACCAGAACGACCAAGCUCAUGCAACAGAUGUCCAGAUUGUGCUGAGUGUAAGGUGUGUCCAGGAGGAACUUGCAAUCUUGCUAAUGUUGCUAUUGAUGAUAUUCAACUCUGGUGUGAAGCUUCAUUCAAUGUGACAGAUACAACAUUGUGCCAAUCAAAGAGUGCACCACGGAUUGGAUGUGACCAAACUGCAAUUAUUAAAUCACCACUGUUAAGAGGGCCUGCAUACAGUGAAGAGAAUGUAACAYAUUCUUUACAAAGGGGAACAGCAACAUUUGUCAAGGCAGAUGGUGAAACAAAUGAUCUUAUUGGCAUAUACUUUGUGCAUGUGUACUACCCAGCACAGUAUUGCUURUGGAUGAGUGUAUAUAACACCGAUGAAUCUCACAAUGCAGUGUCCUUUAGGAUAGAUAAUGGUGACUGGCAUAAGUUCCAUACAGCAAAGAAAAUAGUUCAUCAUCUCUGGAUCAACUAUCGAUACAAGAAUUUUCUUCUGAUGCCUGGGGAUCACACUAUAACAUUCCGUCAAAUCAAGAGAAACUUUCGUUUUAACAAAGUAGUCCUAUCACCUGUCAGCCUACCAACCUGGGUAGACCUUGGCAUGGAGAGCCGUUUGAUUCCUGAUUCUUACUUAUCUACUAACAUAAUUUAUGGUUCAUCACCAAAGCCAAAGUUUGGAAGGCUUAACAGCCCAGAGGGUUGGUGCUCCACAGAAGGCAACAUAUUUAAUGUAUUUUUUGCAAUCAAACUACCUGGACUGGCCAUCGUAUCCAGGAUUGCUAUCCAGGGUGGUAAGGAUAUCUACCAGAAGUCUAAUAACUAUUGGGUCACCAGUUUCAAAUUGAAAACAUCUAUUGAUGAUGGUCGCAUGGGUUUCUUUACCUGGUAUCGUGACAGGACAGGACGUAGGACCUUCAAAGCAAACAAUGAUUCCUUCAGUGUAGUUGAGAAUGAGCUGCCAUUUGCUGUACCAAUGAGAGCUGCUCUUAUCUACCCCGUGUCAUACAAGAACUGGAUCUGUUUGAGGGUGGAAUUAUAUGGAGUUUAUUUGUCCAGUUCUGCUUGCGCCUCGUCAGGGCCUGAGCUACACAAUACCGAACCUUGUACAGGGGAUAGAGAUUGCGGUAAAAAUGCCAACUGCAAACCAAAAAGUUAUGGAAUCAUCAAACAGAAAAUUGGAGAUCUGUGGAGAAAGUUCUAUUCAAAUGAUUCAGCCGAUAAAGAGUAUUGCACUUGUGAUCGUGGUUACCAUGGUGCCAGUUGUCAACACUACGGUUGCACGGUUAAUCCAUGUCAGAACCAGGGAACUUGUACUGAAAAAUCCCAAAAUGGAGGAUUCUCCUGUUCAUGUCCGCCUGGUUUCUAUGGUAACUUUUGUCAAGAGUCAUGUCCAGCUGGUCGCUAUGGUUACAACUGUUCAAAGCAGUGUCAGUGUAAUGGGCGUGGUAGUUGUGAUGCGGUGAUGGGCAAGUGCCACUGCUCACUUGGGUUUAAUGGCACAAACUGUCAGUUUAAGUGCCACACUGGUUACUAUGGUUACAACUGUGGGCAAAAAUGUCAGUGUCAAAAUAGAGCGGUUUGUGAUCAGGCAACAGGGGCUUGCACUUGCACCUCGGGCUGGUGGGGCCAAUUCUGUGAUCAGCAGUGUCCAUGGAACACGUGGGGGCAGGGGUGCAGUCUAAAUUGUUCCUGUUCAAGUUCAGCCUUGAUGUGUGAUCGCACAACUGGUAAAUGUCUUUGUGAUCGUGGCUAUUAUGGCAGAUACUGUAAUAACAAAUGCCCUACAGGGACGUAUGGAUGGAACUGUAGCCAAACCUGUCAGUGUGCUUCUAACAGCUCUUGUUCACAAAAGGAUGGAUCUUGUACCUGUACCCAAGCAGGGCUGACUGGGGUUUUGUGUAAGCAACCAUGCCGGCAGGGAUUCUAUGGGGUUGAUUGUCAAAACAAGUGCUUAUGCAAGAAUGGAGCUGACUGUGAUGGUGUAACAGGCAAGUGCUUGUGUCGUAAUGGAUGGCAGGGUCAGCUUUGUGACACCCCCUGCCAAACAGGAACAUGGGGUCACAACUGUUUCUUCAAGUGCUCGUGUGUGAAUGGAGCUGUAUGUGAUACUGUCACUGGUCAGUGCUCAUGUAAGACAUCUGUAGGGUGUGUUUGUCAUGCAGGAUGGACAGGAGUGGACUGUAGUGUUUCAUGCAGCAACGACAAAUGGGGGAUCAACUGUUCUAAGACUUGCCUAUGCAAAAAUGGUGCAUGGUGCAAUCCAGUUAAUGGAACAUGCAGAUGCCUACCAGGAUUUCAUGGAUCACACUGUGAAAAACCAUGCACAUCUGGUUUGUAUGGUUCAAACUGCCUGUUAUCUUGUAACUGUGACUCCUCAACAUCCAGCAGYUGUGAUACCAAGACAGGCUCAUGCAGAUGUCUAGAAGGAUGGAAAGGAUUCAAGUGUGAUAUUCCAUGUAGUCAAGGUUCUUGGGGGGUUAACUGUAAUCAGUCAUGUGAUUGUGUCCACGGCUCUUGUCAUCCAGUAACAGGAAGCUGUACUUGCAAUUCAGGAUGGACGGGACAACACUGCAACCAAACAUGCAACAACUGUAACGCACCAUGCCCUAAUUGUUACCAUAGCAACGGAAAGUGUGACGCAUCGUCAGGGAAAUGCCAUUGCUAUGCUGGCUACCAUGGUAAUGCGUGUCUAGAGUCUUGUCCAUCAGGGUACUAUGAUCAGGGGUGUCAACACAAGUGUCAGUGUGUUCAUGGUUUGUGUAGACCAGACAGUGGCUCGUGUGAUUGUAGUUCUGGAUGGACUGGUUCCAUUUGCGAUAAACCGUGUCCUAUGGGUAGAUUUGGCUACAACUGUUCCCAGGCCUGCUCAUGUGCAAAUGGUACUUGUAAUUUACAAAACGGAUCCUGUUUCUGCCCUCCUGGUUACCAUGGUUACAAAUGUAGACGAACAUGUCGUAAAGGGUGGUAUGGCCCUGGAUGUGGCUUCAGGUGUAGUUGUUCAGAGAGAGGUGUAUGUGAUCCUGUUACUGGUCAGUGCUCUUGUCAUAGUGGAUGGAUGGGGGACAGAUGUGAYACUAGAUGUGAUUCUGGUUAUUAUGGAGCCAACUGCUCAGCAAAGUGUCAAUGCAAGGACUGUMAUCCAGUUACUGGUACUUGUCGCUGUCCAGCAGGAUGGCAGGGUCUGUCCUGUACCCAGCCCUGUCCAUCUGGUUUCUAUGGCAAUAAGUGUUCCCAGGCCUGUCAGUGUGCCAAUGACGGCACGUGUAAUCACAUUGAUGGCAGRUGUACCUGUAAACCAGGCUUGAUGGGUGCCCAGUGUACUAAUCGCUGUCCACCUGGUCGCUUUGGCAUGUUCUGUUCUAGCUUUUGURACUGUGGUCUUAACGUGACUGACAGCUCAAGGCCUUGCGAUCAUGUUACCGGUACAUGCAAUUGCAAGCCAGGCUUCCAGGGGUUAAGAUGUCUAGAACAGUGUAAGUCAGGGUACUACGGUAAAAAUUGCCUUCAAAAGUGCCAUUGCCUCAAUAAUGGCRUGUGUAAGGCCUUGGAUGGUUCGUGCGUCUGUCCUGCUGGUUACCAUGGAAACUCAUGUGAGAAGAAAUGUGCACUUGGUUUCUACGGUGUCAAAUGUAACAGCACGUGUGAAUGCAUCGGCAACAAUACCCGAGUAUGCAGCAAAGUAGAUGGGACCUGUUCAUGUUUAAAAGGGUAUACCGGUAUCUUGUGCGAGAAUCGUUGUCCACAGGGUAGCUAUGGUGAUGGUUGCCAAGGGAACUGUUCUUGUAAGAAUGGAGGCCACUGUGAUCACAGGACAGGAGAAUGUACGUGUACUGAUGGAUUUAAGGGCAAGGACUGUACUGAGAUCUGUAAUGAAGGGGCAUUUGGACCCGGCUGUACCAGGAAGUGUUUGUGUGAGAAURGUGCUAAAUGCAACCGCUUUACAGGAGAUUGUACUUGUGCUCCUGGAUACAAGGGUCAACGAUGUACAGAGACGUGCCUCGAGGGUCGUUAUGGURUAAAUUGUGUCAAGAUAUGCGACUGUAAUCCUAGUCAUACCGAGAGAUGUGAUCGCAAGGAUGGCACGUGUCACUGUAUGCCAGGAUACACCCAUCGAAGAUGCGAUCAGGAAUGUAAGGACGGGUUCUAUGGCCAAGACUGUAAGAUGGACUGCCCAGCAUGCUCACGUCAUGUGUCUGGUUCCUGCAACAAACAGUACGGYAACUGCAMCUGUACGCCAGGCUACCAUGGCUACGAAUGCUACGACGACUGCCCUCUUAACAACUUUGGUUUACACUGCAAAGAAAAAUGURCAUGUCGUAAAAGUAUGCUUUGCCACCACGUGUACGGGUCUUGCCUGGAGUACAGUCAUGGGUUAUUUCCUAUCGUUGUGAUGGAUACGAUGGAUAUGUUUAACGAUGUUGARAGGUUAAAGGACCUCAGAAUAGGCAUUGAAGCCAUAAUGUUUAAAUACUUCGAUAAAUAUUCAUGGUUUCCCGAUGAGAUCCCUGUGUCUUCCCAAGUCAAGCAGAAUACUAAAACCAAGGCUAGUCCUCUGGAUGCUCUCACAGACUCCCCUGUCAACCAGUCUCUAAAUACACCUAAACCUACUGUGUCUCCAGCUAGGCAUGAUUUUGUAGUAAGAAUCAUCAGCAUUGGUUCAGUCAUGGUGUCAAAAGUUGUAGAAGCAACACGUGUGUUUUGUGUGUUACUAGACGACGAUAUUGUGGUUAACAGUACGUCUGUCAUGGCGGUAUUAAAASAUGUUCCGCAAUCUGAAAUAUCCACGGAAAUUGCUGCGGUGUAUUAUACUGGAAAAYUGUAUGCUCCCCUCCAGCCUUCCAAGGUCCAGGUUCACCUACCAUUGAUCAUUGGUGUUUCUAUUGGUAUUCUUCUUGUCAUUGCUAUCUUGAUCAUGUUCAUGUUACGAUACAGCCACAUCAUCAAACGAGGCUACCCUCGAUACAGAAAAUCCAAGAAAGACCACGCAGAAUUUGAACUACAACCCUGCUUGAGUCAUGGCAGCAGCCAUCUUCUUGCYUUUGAUAACCCGUACUACGAUGUGUUGGCAGCCAUGGGCAUCGAUGAUGAUAUAGAAGAGGAGUACAGUAACCCACUAUAUGAUGAUGUCAGUAUAUGUAGUGAUAGCUAUACUAGCAGUACUGAUGACAGUUGYAAUAAGGACCUGACACACAUGAUMAUAACAUGACAGUAGCCCCCACGACGAUGUCAGUAUAUGAAAUGAUAGCUAUACUCUAGCAGACACUCAUAUCAUAGCAUUCCUGGUCAUUUCUGUAUUAUAUGCUAUUUAUAUGUCUGUAUAUUUUGUAAACUAUAUAUUAUAAACAGGUGUCUUGAACACUGAUAAAGCAUAAGAAAUUAUAUUUUUGGUAGGCUUAUUUAUGCAAGAAAAGAAUAUCGCAAUAUGCGAUGGAUUUUCCUUUUGCUAACAUGUCUAUAGAAAGAGAAGGAAAAAAAGUUAAAGUACGUUUUGUUUUGGAUUGUUGUCUUUUAUUUAAAAAUCGAACCGUUAAAAUUCAUUGGAAGAGUAUGCAAAGCAAGCAGCAUAGAAUAGUUAUUAAAAUAGACAAUAAAAUUUUCAAAGUUGAA